AGGGCGGGGCGGGGCAGGGCGUCGUGCUAAUUCUCGAUGCAGUCUCCAUGCAAAUAAUGGGUUGUUAUUAACAAUGAUCCUCCCUGCGAAAUCCUCGAAUUGCCCCUUGACUCCCAGCAGCGAGAUGCGAGCCCUUAUUCGCUGAGCUGGCGCCUCCCCCUCCGCCCUGUUACUCCCGGCUCGGGAAAUUACAACUCCUGGGCGCGCGGCGCGGCGGGCGCGGGAGGUGGCGGGGCAGGGAGGGGAUUCCCGAGCCAGCGGGCGCUCGCCCCCCGCCCGCCGCCGCAGCGUCGCGCGGCCAAGGUCAGGGGCGCCGCAGGAGCAGCCGCUUCGAGCUAGGGACGAGGGUCAACGCCGGCCGCGGGGAGGUAGCCCCGGGAGCAGCUGGCCGGUCCGCAGCUGAGGGGCUGCCGAGGUGGCCCGGCACAGCGGACCCGGCGGGCGAGCCCGCGUUGCGCACGCGGGAGCUGGGACCCCACGGUCACUGUCCGCUGGCAGCCGCUGUCCGCCACCUCGUAGUGCUGAACCAGCCCGGGCGGAGCGGCCUGCGCUCGCGCCCGAUAGGGGCGGGGCCGGGGCAGAAGGACGACUCGGGACAGCCGCCCCGCGGAGCCAGGAGCUGAAACGGAGCUGGCCAACCGCAGCCGACCGCUGGUCCGGUGUACAGAGGAGGCGCGCGGCAGCCGACGGAGGCGCUGCUGAUUCAUCUCCUGGAGCUCCUUGCAGACCACCGCGAGAGCAGCCAGCAACCUCUGGACUCUGGCCGCAGGCUGAAGGAGCUGGUUCAGGAGCCUUGUGGGUAGGAGGUGAGGACCCCUCCCUUCCAUAGCCCCCAGGAGUCUUAGGGCGUUGGCCGCAGGACCGAGAGGGGCGUGCCCCAGUUUGUGAAGGAGGCAAACCCGUGUGAUGCCCAGGCCUUCCGUCUCACCGGCGCUGACCACACUCGGCCCCCGCCGCCCGUUUCCGAAGCUUUGGCCAUUCCUCCCCGGCCGCAAGCAGCUCAGGCUGCGGGAGCGGCGAUGGAGGAGGAGCUGAAGUGCCCGGUGUGCGGUUCCCUGUUUCGCGAGCCCAUCAUCCUGCCCUGUUCCCAUAAUGUCUGCCUCCCGUGCGCUCGCACCAUUGCUGUGCAGACCCCGGACGGCGAGCAGCACCUGUCCCCACCGCUCCUGCUUUCCCGGGGUGGAGCCGCCGCCGCGCCCCCUCCGGAUCAAGACACUGCAGCCGGCGCGGCCUGCGGCGGCGGCGCGAGCGCAAACGCUGCGGGCGGCCUGGGCGGCGGAGCGGCAGGUGGCGGGGACCACGCAGACAAGCUGAGCUUGUACAGCGAGACGGACAGCGGCUAUGGCUCCUACACCCCGAGCCUCAAGUCCCCCAACGGGGUCCGCGUACUACCCAUGGUGCCGGCGCCCCCCGGCUCCUCCGCCGCGGCUGCCCGAGGUGCCGCCUGCUCCUCCCUGUCGUCCUCCUCCAGUUCCAUCACGUGCCCGCAGUGCCACCGCAGCGCCUCCCUGGACCACCGCGGCCUGCGCGGCUUUCAGCGCAACCGACUACUGGAAGCCAUCGUGCAGCGGUACCAACAGGGACGCGGGACCGCGCCGGGGGCGUCUGCAGCCCCGGCGGUGGCCGUCUGCCAGCUGUGUGACCGCACCCCGCCGGAGCCGGCAGCCGCGCUCUGCGAGCAGUGCGACGUGCUCUACUGCGCCGCCUGCCAGCUCAAGUGCCACCCUUCCCGGGGCCCCUUCGCCAAGCAUCGCCUGGUGCAGCCACCGCCACCGCCCGCGCCACCUGAGGCGGCAGCGGCUCCGCCCAGCGUCGCCGCGACCCCCAGCACCGGCAGCGGCUGCAAAAGUCCAGGGGGCGCUGGGGCCAGCGCGGCCCGGAAGUUUCCCACGUGUCCGGAACAUGACAUGGAGAACUACAGCAUGUACUGCGUGAGCUGCCGGAGCCCGGUGUGCUACCUGUGUCUAGAAGAGGGCCGGCAUGGCAAGCAUGAGGUGAAGCCGCUGGGGGCCACGUGGAAACAGCACAAGGCCCAGCUCUCUCAGGCCUUAAACGGGGUUUCGGAUAAGGCCAAGGAGGCGAAGGAGUUUCUGGUCCAGCUCAAGAACAUCCUGCAGCAGAUCCAGGAAAAUGGGCUGGACUACGAGGCCUGCCUGGUGGCUCAGUGUGACGCCCUGGUGGAGGCUCUGACGCGGCAGAAAGCCAAGUUGCUCACCAAGGUGACAAAAGAGAGGGAGCACAAGUUGAAGAUGGUUUGGGACCAGAUCAACCACUGCACGCUGAAGCUGCGCCAGUCCACAGGGCUGAUGGAGUACUGCCUGGAGGUGAUGAAGGAGAACGACCCCUCUGGGUUCCUCCAGAUCUCCGAUGCUCUGAUCAAGCGCGUGCAGUUGUCCCAGGAGCAGUGGGUCAAAGGUGCCCUGGAGCCAAAAGUGUCUGCAGAGUUUGACUUGACCCUGGACAGCGAGCCGCUGCUGCAGGCCAUCCACCAGCUGGACUUCAUUCAGAUGAAAUGUAGGGUGCCACCCGUCCCUCUGCUGCAACUGGAGAAGUGCUGCACUCGGAACAACAGUGUCACCCUGGCUUGGAGGACGCCGCCCUUCACCCACAGCCCUGUGGAUGGCUACAUCCUGGAGCUGGACGACGGGGACGGGGGGCAGUUCCGGGAAGUGUAUGUGGGCAAGGAGACCCUGUGCACCAUUGAUGGGCUACACUUCAAUAGCACCUACAACGCCAGAGUCAAGGCCUUCAGCAGUGCCGGCCUCGGGCCCUACAGUAAAACCGUGGUCCUGCAGACGUCCGAUGUGGCCUGGUUCACAUUUGACCCCAAUUCUGGGCACCGGGACAUCAUUUUAUCCAAUGACAACCAGACAGCCACCUGCAGCAGCUAUGAUGACCGGGUGGUGCUGGGCACAGCCGCCUUCUCCAAGGGAGCGCACUACUGGGAGCUGCAUGUGGACCGCUAUGACAACCACCCAGACCCCGCCUUUGGGGUGGCCAGGGCCAGUGUGGCCAAGGACAUGAUGCUGGGCAAGGACGACAGGGCCUGGGCCAUGUAUGUGGACAACCACCGCAGCUGGUUCAUGCACUGCAACUCCCACACCAACAGGACGGAAGGCGGAGUGUGCAAGGGGGCCACAGUGGGCGUGCUGCUGGACCUGAAUAAGCACACCCUGACCUUCUUCAUCAAUGGGCAGCAGCAGGGACCCACGGCCUUCAGCCACGUGGAUGGAGUCUUCAUGCCAGCCCUCAGCCUAAACCGCAAUGUUCAGGUCACCUUGCACACAGGACUGGAAGUGCCAACCAACCUGGGGCGGCCAAAGCUGUCAGGCAACUAGCCUGGCAACUCCGGCUGACCAGCAACUGUGCUGAGACACCUGCAGACCAAGUGCACUCUGUCCCCACUAAGCUCACAUAGCUCAGCAGGCACAACAGGCAAGCCCUGGGCAUAGCCAGCCGGGAACAAACAUCUGGAGCCCGCUUCUUCAGGGGAUGGGAUUGGUCUGCAGGCCACAUGGUGGCUGCCAACGUCAGUGGUUAACAGGGCAGGGCUUCACCUUCAUCUACUCAGUGUUAGAGAUUCUCCACCCAGGACUUUCCAAGAAUGGAGGCCUUCAGGGUUCAUGUGUAUGUUUCCUGCCAUCUGUUUGCAACAUUUGUUUGGUUUUGAAUGGAAAGAGGAAGGCUGGCUUUGAGACUUGUGUCCUGAGAGGAGCCAGGGAGCUACUGCGCCAGCCCAGGCCUGGGUGCUGGCUCUCUCUGCCUCUGCUCUUGCCUGAGUCCUGAACUGGCAGGGGCACAUGUCUUCUGAGAGAAGUUGCUCUUUAGCAUUUGGUCCUAGAAUUUUGCAGACCUGAUUUGGGACUGACUGACAGGGACACUGAUCCUUAACGCUUGAUUUCUGCCUCUCACUGAACUGCUGCGGACUUUGGAAAGAACCCCCUGGCCUCUCCUGAGCAACUGGCUGUGCUCUGUCUCACCCCACACAUGCCGCACGCACGGCAUGCACACGCACAGCACGCACACACAUGGUGCACACACACAGACGUGAGCAGUGCUAUGAGGUUUCAUUCACUCAGUUCUUGGCUCUGCAAUUCUAAUGACUGACCUGUCUUCACCCUGUGGUGGCUCUUUUUGGAACCGGCUUCCCAAGAAGUUACUGGAAAUGUGUCCAAGGGGCUCUUCUGAGCUGGCCACUUGGACUGGAAAGCACAGAAGCUGGAGGCCUGGCAAGGCCGCCUGGUCAUCUACCCUUUGUUUUGAGACCCACCCCACUGCCAUCGUUGAAGUGUAAUGGAAAACAGAAGUGGCCCGAUGGCAGGCAGAGAUGGCUCUGCUGUGACAGGGGCCUCCAAGAAGUCCAGAACAGAAGGCUUAGUCUGCACCUUGUCCCCUCCCUCGUGAACCAUGAUCCAGGGCGUGCUCCAGGGCCCUGUACCCACAGAACCUAUCCCCACUUCUUCCCUAUCUCCUGCCCUUGCCAGCCCCACCUGGUGGUCACCUGACUCUCUCCUUUUUAAAAAAUUUAUUUUGUCAAGCAUUUUAUUUUGACAUGAAGAUUGACUUGUCCACUUGCUGGAUCGAAUUUUCAUGAGACUGGCCCAUACACCGGCACCAACUGUGCUUUCUCAUCUGCCUUUGUGUUCAGACCCUGCGCCUGCCUCCUGAGUACCCACUGCCAGGCUAUGUGGAUCCAACAGUCCUACCUCAAAGCUCUUGCUCAUGGGCCGCAGGACCGCCUGGCCUGCCGUGCUGCCAUUUGGCCGCGGAGGCCAGCUGCAUGGUGCCCUCAAGAGCUGCUUGGUGCUGUUCCAGCUUCCAUGUGGCUUGCAGCCACCCUUUGUGGAGGCCUGGGUCUGGCCUCCUCUCUCUCUUCCUGGAGUGCUUUCUGGCUCUGCUUCUCCUGGGCCAGAGCCCCAUCCAGAGCCUUGAGGCAACGCACAAGUCCUGAGCUCUGUGUCCAAGGCUGCUCAGCUGCCUCCCAGCCUCCACUUUCCUUCAGAGUUGGCUGUGGACAUAGAUAGCCCUGGUGGCCCCAGCGUGGAGCUUGGGGCAGGUGCCUAAGACUAAAGAACGCAGAGAAGCGCAGCCUUCCUGGGUUUAACACCUCAGGGGGGCCUGCAGCCAGGUCAGGGGAGAUGUGAAAAUGCAGAAUGGCAUGCCCACACCUGCAGGUGGCCCGCUCCUAACACUGAAGAAGGAACUUAUCGAUUCAUCAAGGUGGGAAGGUCUGGCAUUUGGGAAGAAAGGACAGGUGGUGGGAUUCUCUUCUGCCAUUGAAUUUCCUACUAUCUUGCAAUGCGGUGACAUUCCUGUAUGUAAAUGGCAUCAAGAGAAGGCUGGGCUGGGCAAGCCAAUCUGUGGAGCAGCCUAUGACAUGGAAUGAGGCAGUCUGUAUGCCUUUCCUCUCACAGGCGUCCAUCAGCACUUCACCUUACAGAGCAUCCUGGCUCCUGCUUCAAGGCGACGGAAGGCCAUAUUCCACGCCACCUUUCUCCCAUCCCAGCCUUCUUUCCUGCCCUAAGCACUAUGUAUCCAUAUGUUUGGCUGCAUUUCCAGCGCUAUGCUCACCAGCCCCACCUUCAAGUCUAGAAGGAAAAGCUCUUUCUUUUUCCUUGGUCACAUGUUACCAGAAGCAACAGGGACUUCUUAAUGGGUCAGUGGCUUUAAAAAAAUAUCUAAUAGAUGUUAUCAGGAGACAAAUAUUGGAGUCUGUGCGGAUCCUGGGAAAUCUCAGGAUUUUCCUUUUGCAGUUGAGCCUGCAGCUGUUGUUGCUGAUGGUCUUCUUCAGCAGGUCUUCCUGGCACCUUUAGGUUGAUGGGCUGCAGAAAGACUGGUGGGCUUGGGGCAGGAUGCAUGGCUCAGACACAACUGCAGCCCUCAGAUGCUCAUUUCUCUUGACCUGACUUUUGAUAUUGGUUUAUGGCAUGGGUGGGGGCAAAUCUCUUAUCUUUCGUACCUCAGAAUCCCCGCCUGAAAAUGGGACUGGUCAUGAUACCCUACCUCCUCUGCUGUGCUGAGGAUAAUGGAGGAGUACCUUUUAAAGGACGUGCAGUCUCACCUCUGCAGCCUGGGCUAAUGGCCCACAUUCGACGGACCAAACCUGGGUGGUGAUUUUCCAGCAUUCUCCGACUUCAGUGUCUUCCACCCACGCCUCCUUGUGACAGGGUUAAGUACUGGUCACACAGCUACCUGGCCUGGGGAGGGUAAGAGGCAUGCAGGACAGAUUUCCUGUGACCAGACUGUUAGUGGUUCUCUGCUCAAGGCCAUGAGCAAUCUCCAGGUUAGUGCUGCAGGCAGGCGGAAGCCCCCUUAGGCCAGGAAGGCCACAGCCUGGCUUCCUGCCUCCUCGGUGUCGAGGUCUGUGAGCAGGGCCAACCCACUGCAUCUCCUCUGUCUCCAGUGCUCGGCAUAGAGUGGCUUUGCGGCCACGGGACGGUGUGAUGCAGUGCAGCUGCACUGGGGCCACGGCUGCAUGGGCUAGAAGAAGAGCUGACUGGACACGGGUUGCUUUCAGACCCCUGCAGAUGGCUGGAACUGCAUUGGCCUGAGCUAUAUGACUAAGUGGGGGACAGGGAGGUCCCCAACUUUCCUAUGAAUGAUAUUGACUCCAGGUAAGUCUCAUCUGAAUGCGACAUUCUUCUCUCAAGGGCGCAGCUCAUGGAGGGCAUAGCUGCUAAUCUAGUCCUGGGGAGGCCCAGGAGCUUGUGGCAGCAAGACAGGCCCUGAGGAGAGGCCAGAGACAGACUUCAGGGUGGAAAAGGGGCCGCUGGCGGCUGUGGAAGGGGACGCGGGGCCAGUACAGGCCAGCCUUUCAGCACCCCGUCCGUGGGCUAGACUCCCGAGCCCUGCUUGCUCAGCACUGAGAGGAGGGGCAGGCGAAGCGGACACGCAAUGCAUGAUGUAGAGGUGCUGCCUUUGCACCGAGCUGUCUGUUGAGCAUGAGAGGUGUUUGUUUGACUUUGGCAAAGGAAUUUAACAAGAAGCAAAAAGCUGUGUGUCCUUGUUUUGGCUGUCGACAGAACUUCCAUUCCCUGCCUGUCCUUGCCCCACUCCCUACUCCCCAACUCCACAUCACUUUCUGUCCCUACUCUGCUCCCCCACUCCACAUCACUUUCUAUCCCCAGGGGUUGGUGUCUGGUGGCAGCUCUUGGUCCUGUGGCUGUUCACGUUCCACUGAAAACAGGGAGGGUGGGCAGUGGCAAGAAAAGUGAUUUUUUCUAGUUUUUGUAUUGGUAUCCACAAGCGUUUGUAUUUUUUGAAUUGCAAACACUGUGUUUUCUGGUCUUUGGGGGUUGGUUGGAAUUUCUGUAUUACCUUUUGGGAAACUUGAGUUUUACCACAGUCUUAAGCAGAUUUGAAAUAAAUUCUUUUGACACUGCCAA
Messenger RNA from Ictidomys tridecemlineatus (thirteen-lined ground squirrel), 7385 nucleotides. RefSeq names its product tripartite motif containing 67 (gene Trim67). The record is from RefSeq and is a predicted model, not a curated record. NCBI's taxonomy places the organism in Eukaryota, Metazoa, Chordata, Mammalia, Rodentia, Sciuridae. Gene Ontology annotation, cellular component: cytoplasm. Gene Ontology annotation, molecular function: zinc ion binding; protein binding.